Colletotrichum scovillei is the source of this 2370-nucleotide messenger RNA. Its product is annotated as major facilitator superfamily transporter. Gene Ontology annotation, molecular function: transmembrane transporter activity. Gene Ontology annotation, biological process: transmembrane transport. Lineage: Eukaryota; Fungi; Ascomycota; Sordariomycetes; Glomerellales; Glomerellaceae. The record is from RefSeq and is a predicted model, not a curated record. The transcript has 3 exons. The coding region runs from base 359 to 2098 and encodes 579 amino acids.
GGAGUCCCCCCCUUGUCAGCUUCCCACCGCGCCCAGGCGUCUACCGCACUUCGGAGUGGACCAAGGCCACACUUGCGGGUUGUCUCUCUUCCUCCGAGCGGCGGGCUCCCGGGGUCAACGCUUUGCAAACUCCGACCCGCAUCGCUUCCAGGUUCUUAUCAUGUUGUCUGAUCAGAUACAUAAGAGAGCCGGGCCUCCCCCGGUCAUUGCACCCUCGUCUAUUCUGUGGCACGCACUUUAGAGACAUUCAGCCUCAACCUAAUCAUCCUAGGAUCCAAUCCUUGCUUGGAUUUGAGAAGCCACAAGCUAUUACAGGCAUAUCAAACUCUCAGUCUUACCGCCAGAGUACUCGAGCUACAUGCUUCACAACACCGCAGCUAUGACUUCAACUACCAGCACCCUAGUAACACCACGAGAGAAGGCCGGGGAGAAGACAGGAGGAGAGACAGAUCGGGAGAACACCCCUACACCAUCAAUGCUUGACGAAGAGGUAGUAGAGAAGAAGGAGGAGGCCGGCACUGCAACUGAUGAGGAGGCCGGCUCAUCACAACCAACGGAACCCAAAGAGCCCGAAUACCCCACCGGCAUCCGGCUCACCUUCAUCGUCGUCGCUCUCGUUCUCAGCAUCUUCUUGGUUGCUCUCGAUAUGACCAUUGUCGCAACCGCCAUUCCCAAAAUCACAGACGAGUUCCGUGGUCUGGACCAGGUCGCCUGGUAUGGAGCAGCUUUCUUCAUGUGUGUUGCCGCUUUUCAGUCAACAUGGGGUAAGGCAUACAAGUACUUCCCACUCAAGACGUCGUUCCUGCUCUCGAUCUUCAUUUUCGAAGUUGGCAGCCUCAUCUGCGGUGUCGCUCCCAACUCAGUCGCCCUCAUCGUUGGCCGUGCCAUCGCCGGCGUGGGUGCCGCAGGUAUCGGCUCCGGUGCCUACACCAUCAUCGGCUUCUCCGCUCCGCCCGACAAGCGACCCACCUUCACCGGUAUCAUCGGAGCCUCGUACGGCAUUGCCUCGGUCAUCGGGCCUUUGAUCGGCGGAGCCUUCACCGACCACGUUAGCUGGCGCUGGUGCUUCUACAUCAACCUCCCCAUCGGAGGUCUCUCUGCCGCCAUCAUCCUCUUCUACUUCCACACCCCGCCACAGGCCGUUCCCGUGAAGGCGAGCAUGCUCGAGAAGUUCCUCCAGAUGGAUCUCAUUGGCACCGCCCUCAUCAUGGCGGCGACCAUCUCCUUUCUGCUCGCUCUGCAGUGGGGAGGUCACCAGCACCCCUGGAACUCGUCCACCGUCAUCGGUCUGUUUGUCGGCUUUGGCCUUAUGAUUGUCGCUUUCAUUGCCCUUGAGUGGUACCAAGGCGAGCGUGCCAUGAUCGCGCCCCGCCUCAUCAGUGACCGCACUGUCUACAUCUCCUCCGCAUACGCCUUCUUCUUCGCCGGCGCCUACUUCGUUCUGGUCUACUACCUGCCCAUUUACUUCCAGUCCGUCGACAACGCAUCUCCCACGCAAUCCGGGGUCCGCAACUUGCCACUCAUCAUCGCCGUCACCAUUGCCACCGUUGCCUCGGGCAUCUCCAUCUCCGCCACAGGACUUUACACCCCGAUCCUAGUUGUCGGCGCCGCUCUCGCUACCGUCGGCGCCGGCCUACUCUACACCCUCGACAUCGGCACUGGAAGCGAUAAGUGGAUCGGAUACCAGGUGCUCGCCGGUCUCGCAUGGGGUGCUGCCUUCCAGGUCCCCAUCAUUGCCGUCCAGGGCACAGUCAGCGAGAGUGAUCUUGCAUCUGCCACCGCUGUUCUGCUUUUCUUCCAAACCGUCGGUGGAGCCUUCUACGUCGCCGCAGCCCAGUCAGGAUUUCUCAUCACUGUCCUCAAGAAGGUUGCCGAGAACGUUCCCAACGUGGACCCCAACCUCGUCGCUCUCACCGGCGCAACCCAGAUCCGCACCGCCUUCCCCGCCGAUGCCGUCCCGGGCGUCAUUCAGGCCUACAUGGACGGUCUCAAGGUCGCCUUUGCCCUGGCUGUCGCCGGUGCCGGCAUCUCGUUCCUUAUCUCUCUCGGAUCGAGGUGGAGCAAGCUCAACACCAAGAACCUGGCUGGCGCCGCCUAAGUCAUUGUUGUUCCGUCACGAGAAAGAAGUGGGAGAUUUCAUAUUCUCAACCUUUAAGUGUUAUUCGACUACGAUUAGCUUUCCCUUUUGUCAUUCACUAGAUACCAUACUCGACUGUGCAGGAAAGUCUUAUAGAAUCUAAUAAUAGGCAGAUGGGCCAUGGAGUUUUGGUUGCAUUUAGGGGUAGGAGGAGGACUUUUGGUCUACCUACGAGGGUGCUUAUUUCAGGGCCACUCAACUCUUAUGUUUUACGAAGAUAAUGUCAAAUUUCC